Hemibagrus wyckioides is the source of this 1327-nucleotide messenger RNA. RefSeq lists its product as uncharacterized. The transcript has 6 exons. Gene Ontology annotation, biological process: response to bacterium. The record is from RefSeq and is a predicted model, not a curated record. The coding region runs from base 42 to 1094 and encodes 350 amino acids. NCBI's taxonomy places the organism in Eukaryota, Metazoa, Chordata, Actinopteri, Siluriformes, Bagridae.
GUUUGGUCUCUAAAUUCUUUCAACACCUCGACCCAAAGAUCAUGUCAUUUAAGGGAAUGGCUCCACUCUGGAUUGUGUUAUUUCUAGAAAUAUUUCCAGCCUAUGCUGAGGAUUUUAACCCAUCAUCAUUUGUCUCAGUGAAGUCUGGAGAACGUCUUACUCUGAACUGCACAUUUCGAGAUCAACACAGUAAAGAACUUAUUAUUUGGUAUAAGCAAAAAUUUGGACAGAUGCCUCGGGAAGUGGGAAACAUUAGAGCUCAUAUAGACACCCAAACAUCACCUGAGUUCAGCUCAGGAUUUAAAGUAGAUGAGAUCUUGAAUGGCAUUUCUUUAACAAUGCUACGAACAAAGAAAGCUGAUGAAGGACUGUAUUUCUGUGGAGUAUAUACCUGGGGCAAAUUUAAAUUUUCCAAUGGAACAUUUGUAGCCGUGACAGAUGACAGAGAUGUAAAAGUGUCGGUGUUGCAGCGUGCCAUGUCGGACUCGGUUCCUGCAGGAGCCUCAGUGACUCUGCAGUGCUCGGUUCUCUCUGAGAGCAGAGCAGCAGAACUCCAAGUGCUCUGGUUCAGAGCUGCUCCACCACAAUCCCAUCCUCAAAUCAUUUACACUCAUCACAACAGCAGCCAUCAGUGUGAGAGCGGCUCUUCUACACACACCUGUGUGUACAACUUCACCAAGAACAUCCUCAGCCUCAAUGAUACUGGAACUUACUACUGCGCUGUGGCCCUGUGUGGGAAGAUUGUAAUUGGGAAUGGGACUCCAGUACAUAUAGGCGUGAAUAAGUUCACUGAGCAACGUUUCAAGGGAUCAGAUUCUGUAGUGAUCUGCCUUGGCGUAGUGUUGGCAGUGUGUGUGGUAGCAAAUUGUGCUCAAGUUGUUUUAUACUGUAAGAAAAGAAACUCCAAACAUUGCACAGUGAGACAUCUACAAGGUUCAUUAAUGGAGAAAGCAAACAAUCAGGGCCGUGAUGCUGUGGAGCUGAAUUAUGCUGCUCUAAAUUUCAGUGAGAGGAAAAUUCAAAGUGGAAGAGCCAAAAAAAGACAUCAUCAAGAUACUGUUUAUUCUGAUGUGACAUACACUCCUGCUACUUAGAUUGCUGUUACAUUGUUGUAUGUCUGUUCCGAUGUUUGAACCAAAUGAAUGUAAAAGUAUUUUUAUAUCAUAUUAAAAAAACAAGAAAACUAACAGUGGAAGAGCAAAUACACUGGAUGAAACUAUCCAGUUUACUCUGAAGUGCUAAAAUUCUCUGGAAUUUAAAUUUUCUAUUCAUCCACCCAUUGUCUAUACCCGUUUUAUUCCUAAUUAGGGUCACAGAAGUCUGCUGG